CCAACAGCCUGAUCUCCAUCUCGCUCGCGUUUGACCCUCUAUUACUUUACUUAGAAUCCUGUUUGUUCGCGACUGUGAUGGAUGCGUUCUCUCCGAAAUUGCGACCAUGGAUGAGAUUUCAUCCGCCGGACGACAUGGCCAUCGACUUAUUGAGGGCAAAGAUCACUGGGAAUGAUGAUUUAGUCGACUUCAUUCCCGAAGCUCAGAGUUGCGAAUGGGAGCCCUGGGAUUUGAAAAACUGGUUAGAUUCAAGUUGCAUAAAGACAGCAUAUCCAGAGUGGUGGUUCUUCUCGCGACUGGAUCUGAAGCAUCGAAGUGGGAAUCGAUCGAACAGGGCAACCAAUGCUGGGUACUGGAAAGUGACUGGAAAGGACAAGAAAAUCAUGUCUGACUUGGGAAUGAUUGGAAAGAAAAAGUUUCUGGUAUUCUAUAGAGGGCGACGUAAAGGCAAGAAAACAAAUUGGGUGAUUCAUGAAUACCACAUGACCCAUCCCGCUCAGAACGCCUAUGUACUCUGUCGAUUAUCCAAUAAACACGAAAAAAAGAGUAUUAAAGAUCCAAACUUUAAUGAUGCUGGACCUGCUGUUUCAUCUCCCGCCGCAUCCAAAUCUUGUCCUGAAGAAUAUGAGUCUGAGCUACUUCUUGCCUCAGUAUUCCCGGCAUCAGAAGUGCAAGCUACUACAACACCUGGAAAUUUUGAUGGAACAAUAUACAUCACUACAACACCCGUCGUGUGUGAUGACAAACAUUUUAGUGCUCAUGCUGCAGAGAAUCAACUGGGAGAACUUACCACUACCAAUGAUGAUCUGCAACUAGGAGAAGCAUCGAAAAUGACCUUUGAGCUGCAGCAAAUAGUAGCUUGUGAAGUUUUGACACCCUCAACUUCACCCCACAAUACCCUUACUGUUUCAUCCCCUACCACAGCUAAACCUUCUCUAGAAGAAAUAGAGUUUGCGCUAGGCUUGGAUUUGGUAUCUCCUGAAGAAUAUUUUGAUGGAAAGAUGCUGAACACUAUAGCAUCCAGUAAUUGUAACCAAAAUAGUUAUGAUGCUUGCACUGCAAGAGAUGAAGUGCCUGACGUAACAGCCUGUGAGGUUGAUUUGCAGUUUGAGGAAGGCUUGAGUAUGUUUGAUCUCCUACCGGAGCCACCUGAUUGCAACUUGUACUCCUCGUUCCCCUUGGAUAUCCAAUUUGGCAUGUCUUACCCCGUCACCAAUGACUUGAACAACACUCAAUGUGGGAUGUAUUUUCAGUAUGGUGCUAGUGAGCCUGCUGCAUAUGGCUAUGAAUUUUCAGAUCCAACACUUGAUUUUCCUAACGAGUACAUUCAAAAUACGUUUGUCAGUCAAAAGAAUCUCACUUUGGUCUCUAUUAAGGACAAUGGAUCAUGCAGUGGGUUUGAUGCAAAAAUGGCCAAUAAACCGCUUGAAUGUUGUGACCAAAAUAGUUAUAAUGCUUACACUGCAAAAAAUGAAGUGCCGGAAGCAACAGCCAGUGAGGUUGAUUUGCAGUUCAAGGAAGGCUUGAGCAUGUCUGAUCUCCUACCAGAGCCACCAGAUUGCAACUUGUCCUCCCUGCAUCCCUUGGAUAUGCAAUUUGACAUGUCUUACCCCAUCUCCAAUGACCUUGCCUCAUAUGGCUAUGAUUUUCCAGAUUUAGAACCUCAUUAUGUUAAUGAGAACCUUGCAAAUAUGUUUGGAUGUCAAAAGGAUCUCACUUUGGCCUCAAUUAAGGACAAUGGAUCAUGCGGUGGUUCAGAUACAAAAAUGGCCAAUGCAUCGUUUGACUCAACAAUUCAAGAUUCUGGAGAGAUGAGCAAAAGAAAGGCUUCAUCAGGGUUGCCAAAUCUGGAAUCCCACCUGGUACGGAUGGGAGGUUCUUUCAAAUCAGAUCGUGGGAUGGUAUCCAAAGGUUAUGAUUAUUAAAUGCUUAAUGAAAUUAGUAUCCGAAAAUUUCAUUAAGCCUUUUAACCCUUGGGACGUAGUUUACAAAUACAAAAUCUUCUCUCAUAAAGUUAUAUUGAAAUAAAUUUUUAAACCUACCUACCUACUUUCCCAAAGUCAAAAUUUAUUUUUUCAAAAAAUAUUUACUCAAAUUGUUUUCUACCUUUUCCAAAAACUCAAUAAACAAAACAUCUCAAAAUAAUUCUUCAAAUUUUGAGAGAUGUGUAUUGUUUAUAGAUGUUUGGUAAAUGAGAGAAAAUUUGAAUAAAUCUUUUUAGUUUUUUUUAUUAAUCUUUAUGAAAAGUGGAUAGGUAGUAUUGAAAAGAUGCUUGAAUAUGAUUUUUUAAGAGUAGUUUUUAUUUUUGUGUUUGUAAUAGUCUUGAUUAUUGAGUUUUUAUAAUAAUUGGAUGUAGAGUUGAACUAGUGAAUUAUUUUUUUUUAAGAAUUUGGAAAUGUUUGCUUUGAAAUCUUCAAAUUUAUUGAUUACUUUUGGUAACCAAACAAGGCAUCCCAAAACCUUUUUGUCAUGUUGUAGAGUACCAGAGUCACAAAAUACACCAACCAAAACAGUCCAUGACCCCAACGACCUCCAAAAACCCAACAAUUUGAAUUUCUUCACAUUUCUACCAUCAAACCAUAACCUAAUGAUGCCCUAAAAAGGGUCCUUACAUCCAUGAAACUUUAGCCAGACAGGGCCUUAAGUUUCAUGGAUGAUGUCAUGCUGAAUAAUUAUUAGAACCCUCAUUUAAAUCUGGUUCUGAUAAUCAUCUGGAUGAUGCCAUAUGAAAUGAUUCUCAGGAUUCGUUGAAAAUAAGAUUCUUAUAAUCACAUGGAUGUUAUUAAAUCAAAUGAUUAUCAGAAACCUGAUAAAAAGAUCAGGUAUUUAUAAUCAUAUGAAUAACACCAUACCAAAUGAUUAUUUGAACCUGAAAAACAGGCUCUAAUCAUCAUAUGGAAAAUGAUUAAACAUGGGUUCUUCUUCUUACCCAUUACAUUUGCACUAAGUCAAGAUAGUGUGAUCUGUGUAUUUGACCUGGAAUUUUUCUGGAUUUACCUCCUUUCAAGAACUUGUCAAGACUUCAUGGAGUACUUCUGCAACUAUAUUUACGGCAGGUGAAAAUGCAUCACCAGGGAAGUGGUCAUGGGAGAUUAGCAACCAUGGAAGAUAGAUUAAGAUGUGUACUUUUGUUCAAUCUACUUUAUGUUGCAUGUAAAUAACUUUGGUUUGCACUUGAGCUAUAGACAAUUUGUUAAAUAAUGUUGUAUUGGGUUUGAAGACAUCUGUCAAAUACUCUUAAGGCUCACGCACGAUGACAGAAGUUUAUUUUAUUUGUACCUUCAAGUUAAGGAGAUUUGAGCUUAAA
Carya illinoinensis is the source of this 3307-nucleotide messenger RNA. RefSeq lists its product as uncharacterized. The record is from RefSeq and is a predicted model, not a curated record. Gene Ontology annotation, biological process: regulation of DNA-templated transcription. Gene Ontology annotation, molecular function: DNA binding. The coding region runs from base 78 to 1925 and encodes 615 amino acids. NCBI's taxonomy places the organism in Eukaryota, Viridiplantae, Streptophyta, Magnoliopsida, Fagales, Juglandaceae. The transcript has 8 exons.